Synchiropus splendidus (mandarinfish) is the source of this 1583-nucleotide messenger RNA. RefSeq names its product C2 calcium dependent domain containing 4A (gene c2cd4a). Bases 225 to 1568 code for a protein of 447 amino acids. The record is from RefSeq and is a predicted model, not a curated record. NCBI's taxonomy places the organism in Eukaryota, Metazoa, Chordata, Actinopteri, Syngnathiformes, Callionymidae. The transcript is spliced from 2 exons.
CCAUGGGAACGAGUGUUAGAGGGAGGACCCUGAAGGAGGAGGUGUGUCCUGCUGGCACUAGGUUCCUGUUUGAUUAAAACCGCCCUCGUCCUUCACCCAGCCACAGAAGUGCAGGUCCAGCCGCGAGACACGCCGAGAGAGAUUUUCACUGGAGCUACCACAGUAAGUUUCAUCUCUUCCUCCAGUUGCAGGAUCUCAUGUCCUUUUUCUAAUCCAGCACAUCCAUGUGGGUGGUGGAGAAGAUCCGUGUGUCAAUGGACAGCUCGCACCUUCCUGCACCGUCCUCCGAAUUCAGCUUUAAAAUAGGCGAACUCUUGUUUGGGGAUAAAUCUGAGAAGCCCAAAAGGAUCGCCCUCUGCCCUAAUGUCAUCACCCCGGACAACAUCCCGGAGUUCUGCAUCCCCCCGACGAUCCCUUCCAUCCAGGAGGCACGGAACCUCGAGGAGAACCGGUUCGGCCGCACCGCCAAGUCGGCGCUGUGUGAGAAGGCAUCGGCUGAGACGGAAGUUUCCGGACAUGAGCCAUGUAAUAUGCAUAUCAUCCAGGUGGAGAGUGUGGAUGAAAGCCCCUGUGAUGGGUGCAGCGACGAAGAGACCACUAAUGCGGACCCUCAAAGCCAAGCAGCUUUGUCUCUCCCACAUCUAGCCAAGGCUCAAACCUGCUAUGGGUUCUGUACUUUGCUGGAAAGUCCCCAUACGAGGCGGAAGGAGUCGCUCUUCCACGCGGAUCCAAGCUCCUCUCCUUUGCUGCUGCCUCGGAGUCGAUCCAAUGUUUGCACCAGGGUCUCCCCCUCAUCCUCCCCCUCCCCCUCCCCGUCCCCGUCCCCUACAUUCACCCACACUGAUGGAAGACUUUCGCCCAGAAGCAGUGCAGUGAACUGGCCUCUCACCCAGGACAGUGACACCACUUCGUCCGCAGAGUCCUCACCCUUCAGUUCCCCGCUCCUGGCCAGGUGCCCCCCAAAAUCUUCCCUCUUCAAAGCUCUGAGCCAUGAACUUCUCUUGUCAAGGAACAUGCGGAAGGCCAUGGUGUCCAGGAAUAAUUCGCUAUCCACGGACGAAGGCAGUUCCACGGACAACAGCCCGCACGUCAUGAGGCGGGCCUCGCAGGCUGAAGGUCUGCCGAGAAGCGUCAAUCUAGCGCCACCUACUAUCUUCCCCAUGGACCUGACUCUGCACCGAGAGAGAGUGAUGAAGGAGACAAAAGUGCCCAUCGGUAAAGAUGGCCGCCUUCGACUCUCGGCGGAGUAUUGCCCGGAAAACCAGAGACUCAGAGUCCGACUGAUCAGCGCUGAGGGGCUCUAUCCUCCAUCCGUGGACCCCAAGAUGAUCAACUGCAGCGUCAGCCUCACGCUGGUCCCCGGAAAGCUCCAGAAGCAACGCAGCACCGUCAUCCGAAAGAGCCGAAACCCGAUCUUCAACGAGGAUUUCUUUUUCGACUGUGUUUCGGAAGAAGACUUGAGCCAGCGUUCCCUCCGCUUCAAAGUGGUGAACAAGAUGUCCACGCUGAAGAGAGACUAUCUCCUGGGUGACUGUGACUUGCUCCUUUCUCACAUCGUCUCUUUGUGAAGCAACUUUUAUUUA